Messenger RNA from Exophiala dermatitidis NIH/UT8656, 3627 nucleotides. Its product is annotated as DNA polymerase gamma 1. Gene Ontology annotation, cellular component: mitochondrion; gamma DNA polymerase complex. The transcript has a single exon. Bases 1 to 3627 code for a protein of 1208 amino acids. Gene Ontology annotation, biological process: mitochondrial DNA replication. Gene Ontology annotation, molecular function: 3'-5' exonuclease activity; DNA-directed DNA polymerase activity; DNA binding. Lineage: Eukaryota; Fungi; Ascomycota; Eurotiomycetes; Chaetothyriales; Herpotrichiellaceae. The record is from RefSeq and is a predicted model, not a curated record.
AUGCUGUGGCCUCCAGCGCCCGCGCAGUGCGCGCGAGGCUAUAUCAGAACGUCGCAAAAAAUCAGAAUACGCCAGACAUAUGCGUUUCGAGCAGCUGCCAUUCUACGACGGUACCAUUCCAGCGAUGCCGGAAGAACCCCUAAAGCAGAGACUGGUGGCGCUGGCGAAGCAUCAUUGUUGAUCAGCGCCCAUCCGAGAUUCAAUGAAAUCGGCGUGCAGCAGUUGAGCGAUCAUCUGCAUCCGCAAGUGUUUCCCCAUGGCGCGACGAAACCGCGGCCGGAUUUGAUCGAACUCUCCAAAGACCACCUCCGACGCCACGACCUGUUGGGGAAGAACCAGGAUGAUACCCCUGCGAUUGGGUUGGAGGUACCGCCGCUUCAUGGCACCAGUCUGGAUGAACACUUCACAAGGCUGGGAAUGGAUGCUGGGGAGCCAUAUUUGUCCUAUGGCAAGGCGUUCGUCAGGGCAAAUACUCCUCAACGGCCGAGGAAGUGGGUAAUCAGGAGUGGCUGGACCAAGUACAAUGCGGACAUGACGACGGAAGAGAUAGAUGCGCCUGACGAAACCAUGCUAUCUUUUGAUGUCGAGACCAUGUGGAAAGAAACGCCCUUUGCAGUCAUGGCCACCGCUGCCAGCCCAACCGCUUGGUAUGCGUGGAUAUCUCCUUGGCUGUUAGGCGAGACGGACAAUCCGAGACAACUGAUUCCUCUCGGCGACCCGACCAAACCCCGGAUUGUGGUCGGGCACAAUAUCGGGUACGACCGAGCACGUGUCAAGGAAGAAUAUGACCUCAAACAGUCGCGCAACUUCUUCAUCGACACAAUGUCUCUGCAUGUCGCUGUGAACGGCAUGUGUUCAAGGCAACGACCAACGUGGAUGAAACACAAGAAGAACCGAGACCUGAGGGACAAGAUGUCCGGAGGCCAUAAUUCAGUUGAGCUGCAGACGAUGUUGGAAAAUAAGAUGCUGAGCGAGGAAGAGGAGGAGUUGUGGGUCGCCAGGAGCUCCAUCAACUCAUUGCGGGAUGUUGCCAAAUUCCACUGUGGUGUCACUAUUGACAAGAGCCAGAGGGACUAUUUCGGCGAACUCGAUCGAGAAGGUAUCUGCGAAAGACUGGAAGAGCUGCUGGAUUACUGUGCGGCAGAUGUCGCCAUCACCCAUCGAGUGUUCCAAAAGGUCUUUCCCAAUUUUCUACAAACCUGUCCUCACCCUGUCAGCUUUGCUGCUCUCCGGCAUCUGUCCUCUGUCAUACUCCCGGUCGACAGAUCUUGGGACGAGUACAUCGAGAGAGCCGAGAGAACAUACCAGCAGAGGUUGGAAGAAGUUGAGCGAAAACUGCUCCAGCUAUCAGAAGCGGCUCUGGAGGUCAAGACGCAGCCAGAAGUGUACAACAACGAUCCUUGGCUCAGCCAGCUGGACUGGUCGGGCCAGGAAAUCAAGUAUAAAAAGACGAGAAAGAAGGGAGAAGAACCUGUGCCGGUUGCGCGACAGAAGAAACCAGGUGCCCCGAAUUGGUACAAAGAUUUGUUUACAUCCAACAAUUCCCCGAUCAACUUGACGGUCCGGACGAGGAUUGCGCCACUCUUACUCAAGCUCUCUUGGGACGGGUAUCCUCUCGUCUGGUCUGACAAGCAUGGAUGGACGUUUCGAGUCCCCAACACAGAGGCCAGCAAAUACGAGAACAGCAACGUUGUCAGCUGCGACAUGUCUGAAGAAGCCAACCUUGCUCUCAAGUCUGAUUACCGCCAUACUUAUUUUAAACUUCCCCACAAGGACGGACCAACUGCCCGUUGUGCUUCUCCUUUGGCAAAGGGGUAUCUGCAAUACUUUGAAUCCGGGAUUCUAUCGUCGCAAUAUGAGCUGGCCAGAGAGGCUCUAGAGAUGAAUGCAUCGUGUUCAUACUGGAUCUCGGCAAGAGACCGGAUCAUGUCCCAGAUGGUGGUGAGGGAAGCCGACCGCGACCCGAGUCUGGCUGGAAAGUCGGAGCAAGGAUUCAUUCUUCCACAGAUUAUCCCCAUGGGCACAAUCACUCGUCGAGCCGUAGAAAACACGUGGCUCACGGCGUCCAACGCAAAAGCCAACCGAGUCGGGUCCGAGUUGAAAGCCAUGGUCAGAGCACCACCCGGGUACUGCUUUGUCGGCGCCGACGUCGACAGCCAAGAGCUUUGGAUCGCAUCACUCGUGGGCGAUGCGCAGUUCCAGCUUCACGGCGGCAACGCCAUUGGCUUCAUGACGCUGGAAGGCACCAAGGCCGCCGGGACAGAUCUCCAUUCCAAGACUGCAAAGAUUCUGGGAAUCUCUCGCAACGAUGCCAAAGUGUUCAACUACGGACGUAUCUAUGGCGCGGGGCUCAAAUUUGCCGCCACACUGCUACGCCAAUUCAACCCGACUCUGUCUGAAGCGCAGUCCAACCAGAUCGCUAUGAAACUGUACAAGGAAACCAAAGGCACACGCACGCGACGGAAAGCGUUUGGCAACGGAUCCUUCUGGCGCGGAGGAACCGAAUCCUUUGUAUUCAACAAGCUCGAGGAGUUUGCCGAACAAGAGCGGCCGCGCACACCCGUGCUGGGCGCGGGAAUUACAGAGGCCCUCAUGCGUCGCUUCAUCAACCAAGGCUCCUUCAUGACCUCGCGUAUCAACUGGGCCAUUCAAUCUUCCGGAGUCGAUUACUUGCAUUUGCUGAUCAUCAGCAUGGACUACUUGAUCCGACGGUUCAGUCUGGAUGCCCGAUUGGCUAUUACGGUUCACGACGAAAUUCGGUAUUUAGUGAAAAAGGAAGACAGUUAUCGCGCCGCCCUGGCCUUGCAAAUAAGCAACCUAUGGACACGCGCCAUGUUCAGCCAACAGAUGGGCAUUGAAGACCUGCCUCAGUCUUGUGCGUUUUUCUCCGCCGUCGACAUCGACCAUGUCCUCCGCAAAGAAGUCGACAUGGACUGCGUCACGCCCAGCCAUCCCGACAAAAUCCCACACGGCGAAAGUCUCGAUAUCAAUCAACUUCUGGCGAAAGGAUACGAAGCGUUUCUCGAUCCUGCCAAGGAGCAACAAAUCGAUUUGGAUAAAUACACCUACACACCGCGCGAAAGUGUCAUGUCUACCCUCGCUUCGUCCAAUGAUGUGAAUUACAUCCGGGCCCAGAUCACCGAUGACGAAAAGGAGCUGAAAGCUAUUAUCAAGGAUAUUGAGAGGGGGAUUACUCCGUCGUUCUCGGAACUAUCAAUCUCUUCGGGGACAUCCACAUCGUCUCCAUCAGCAGCGGCGGCAUCCGAUGCUCCCACCACAGUUGACAAAACUAAUACUAAACAACAAGGAGGCAACGGCAAAAAAGGCAGCAGCAGCGGUUCAAGCACCAAACAACCCAAAUCUCCCCCUCUUCCCCGUGGCCGCCGUCCUAAACCCAAAGUCCCUGUUCCUCCGCACGCCCAGCCCCAGCGCGCCAUGCUCAUGGAAGUCGAAGACCGCUGGGACAUGGGGUACAAGAAAGCCUUUGGACUUGGUACAUCUACAUCUUCUUCCUCGUCAUCUUCAAGUGGGGGAACAACAACAGCAAGUCAUAAACCAUGGUUGACGGACAAGAAACUUGAAUCAUCUUGGUCGACUCGCUGGGCGAACGAUGGAUGGGAAGUGUAG